AUGGCGCUUCGGCCAGGACCGGCGUUUCUCACGGGAGGCGCCUGCUUUCAGGUGCACCUUGUGGACCAGCACGCCAAGAACGAGUUCCACGUGCUCCAGGACACCUUCAGCAUCGCGGCCAUCAGCGGGGACAGCGAGCAGAGGUUCUUCUUUGCCCAUAUGGUGAAGCGGAAUGACGUGGUGAUCUGCACGGCUCAGAUCCUGCAGAACGCGCUGGUCAGCACGGAGGAGGACGUGCACGUGGAGCUGACGGAUUUUUCCUUGCUGGUGAUAGACGAGUGCCACCACACGCAGAAGGACGCCGUCUACAACAAAAUCAUGCUGAAUUAUCUCCAGCACAAGCUGAGCGGGCACCAGAACCUGCCGCAGAUCCUGGGCCUGACAGCGUCACCCGGCACCGGGGGCGCCACGUCCUUCCAAGGAGCCGUCGAUCACAUCCUACAGAUCUGUGCCAACCUGGAUGCUGCUAAAAUCGCGUCUGCCCAGAAGUACCUGCACGAGCUGCAGACGCAGGUCCCGCAGCCCCGCAAGCAGUACGACCUGUGCCAGGAGAGAGCGCGGGACCCUUUUGGAGAGCGGCUGAAGGGGAUCAUGGACCAGAUCCAGCAGUACAUGGACGUUCCCGGCCUGUCGCUGAGCUUUGGCACGCAGAUGUACGAGCAGCGCAUCGUGGAGCUGGAGACGAGAGCGGCAGAGACGUUUUGUCGCAAGACGCGCGUGUGCGCGCUGCACCUGCGCAGGUACAACGACGCCUUGCUGAUCAACGACACCGUGCGCAUGAUCGACGCCUUCCAGUGCCUCAGCGAGUUCUACCUCGCGGAGAGGGACUUGAAGGAUCCGACAGAGCUUUUCCUGGCUGCCGUGUUCGAGGAGAACAGGACCCGCUUGCUGGAGCUCGCCAGGGACCAGCAGUACGAGAACCCCCGGCUGGGCAAGCUGGAGGAGAUCCUGCAGGAGCAGUUCCAGGCCCCGGGCACUUCUCGUGGCAUCGUUUUCACCAGGACCCGCCAGUGCGCCCACAGCCUGCACAGCUGGCUCAAGGACACGGCGUCGCUCCGCGGGCUGGACAUCAGGGCGGCCGUCCUCACCGGGGCCGGCUACAGCAACCAGACCAAGCACAUGACGCAGAACGAGCAGCAGGAAGUGAUCGAGUCGUUCCGCAAAGGAGACCUCAACCUGCUCUUCUCGACCAGCGUGGCCGAGGAGGGCCUCGACAUCCCGGAGUGCAACGUCGUGGUCCGCUACGGGCUCAUGACCAACGAGAUCGCCAUGACGCAGGCGCGUGGCCGUGCCCGUGCCGACAACAGCGUGUACUCUGUGCUGGCCAAAGCGAGCAGCAGAGAGGUCUCCCGGGAGCUGCUCAACGAGAGCCUCAUAGAGCUCAUGGUCAGGGCGAUCCGAGAGGUGCAGGACAUGCCCAAGAGGGAGCAUCUUUCCCAGAUCAUGGAGCUGCAGCGAAACGCCGUUGUCAGCUGGAAAGCGAAGGAAGCCAAGAGCACCGAGAGGCGGCAGCUGCACGACCCAGGCGCCGUUUAUUUCUACUGCGUCAACUGCAACAUAGCCGUGUGCCGGGGCAGCGACAUCCGCACCGUGGAGGGCAUGCACCACGUCAACAUCAACCCCCUCUUCAAGUUUUACUACAAAGUCACCCCCGGGAAGCUGCAGCUCGAGCGCUCCUUCAAGGACUGGGAGCCCGGCUGCGGCCUCGCGUGCAGCGAGUGCAGCCAGGUCUGGGGGCUGGAGAUGAUCUACCGGGCCGUGAAGCUGCCCAUCCUCUCCAUCAAGAACUUCGUGGUGGAGACGCCGGACGAGAAGAGGAAGUACAAGAAGUGGAGCAGCGUGACGUUCCCCGUCGAGGAGUUCGACUACCUGGAGUACUGCUCCAGCCUGGACACGCAGCCCUCCUAG
Messenger RNA from Tinamus guttatus (white-throated tinamou), 1908 nucleotides. Lineage: Eukaryota; Metazoa; Chordata; Aves; Tinamiformes; Tinamidae. The record is from RefSeq and is a predicted model, not a curated record.